AUGGGGCCCCGCCGGGGCCCGCCCCCGCCCCCGAUCCCGAUACGCACUUCCGAUGACGCCUUGGCAGUGACGUAGCCCGGAGGGGAGCAGGGCGCGCUGCGGCCGGUGAUGGACGCGCUGGCAGUGAUGAUGCAGGAUCUCCUGACCCAGAACCAUGCCCUGCGCAGGGAAAACAACGAACUCAUGGACCAGGUGCGGCGGCUGCUGUGCGAGAAAGCCAAGCUGCUGGCUCAGGUGCGUCCGCCGGCCUGCCCCGUGGCUUUUCCUGAAACGUUUAAAGGUGACUCCGCCCAGCUUCCAGAGUUUUUGAUCCAAGCGGCCUCUUACAUGAGGUUCUUCGAGGCCAGGUUUUCGAACGACACCCUAAAGGUGGCAUUUUUAAUCAGCCGCUUCUCUGGGGCGGCAGAAGAGUGGGUAGUCCCCUACAUCGAGAGGGAGAGCCCCAUCCUAGGUCAUUAUGAGGACUUUGUGGACGCGCUGAAACGUGCCUUUGGCAGGAAUGGGUAGAAAACCGAGCCGGGACCCCUCGUGUCAGGUGGGACCACUGCGAGCCGCUGCGCUCCCCACAAACCCGGUCCUGCUUGGCUUUGAUUCACAAGGAACUCGCUAGUUCUCAGCUGCUGGGCCCUGAGCCUUGCUAGAAAACUUGGCGGCCGCCUGUGCUUACCUAACCCCACUGCCUUUGCGCUCUGCCCAGCAACCCAGCCAAAGGCUGGGAACCUGUUAGAAAUUGAGUGAACCACCCAGGAUCACACCACUUGCCAUUUCUGAGGAUGUUGCUGAUGGUCUUUGAAAAUCGGAGCAACCUAGGAAGUGCCUGAGUUUGCCACACACCGUGGACACUGAUUUGGAUAGCUCAGGCCCUGAAACAGCUUCCAGGGUUAGUGUGCCUGGCAGCCAAAUUUUGACAUUUCUCCCCCCAAGAACAGUUUUCCACAUACUCCAUUUCUGUUUUGAAAUCACAAGAAUCUCACAGAUUGUGCUUUUUGGUCAGAGAAAUUCAGGUACUGGACAAUACAUGAGAAAAGGAUGUACUUACAAUUUUAAACAUAUAUAUGUCUUACAUUACCAAACAAAGAUGAAUAAAAUGAAAGUCUAUGUCCUCAGGAACACAAGUUUGAGAAAAAAUUCUUCAGUGUAUAUUCUGAUAUCUGGUAAAAUGCUUUUGUGUGCAAUGAAUGGUAUAUUUGAUUCAUUUUUAUGACUAUUUUUUAACUUUUCACCCCAUAGUUUUAAAAUAUAUGUUGAAAACAUGCAGCUUACAAAGGAAACAGAAAACCCACUUGAGCGAUUUUUAUGUUUGCUGAUGAAUUUAGUGAAGCUGGUGUUUUCUAAAACUGCAUGUAACUGGUGGCAAAAAAAAAAUGGAGAUGGUGCAUUCUUUGAACUUGGCUUUAUUUCUUUAUAUUAAAUGACUUAGCUCACUCA
Molecule: messenger RNA, 1428 nt
Organism: Rhinolophus ferrumequinum (greater horseshoe bat)
Lineage: Eukaryota; Metazoa; Chordata; Mammalia; Chiroptera; Rhinolophidae
Product: protein LDOC1
Exons: 1
Coding region: 109-507 (132 amino acids)
Source: RefSeq, a predicted model, not a curated record